Molecule: messenger RNA, 2248 nt
Organism: Ailuropoda melanoleuca (giant panda)
Lineage: Eukaryota; Metazoa; Chordata; Mammalia; Carnivora; Ursidae
Product: L-gulonolactone oxidase
Exons: 12
Coding region: 172-1416 (414 amino acids)
Cellular component (GO): membrane
Molecular function (GO): D-arabinono-1,4-lactone oxidase activity; FAD binding
Source: RefSeq, a predicted model, not a curated record
GGCUCAAAGCCCCUCAGUAUGCGGUAGAUACAGAGCCAGCCCCCAGCUCAGAGGUCACUGUGCUGCCUGCUCCAGACCCUCUCUCCACCUCGCCUCUGCACCCCGCUGCCCAGGGCUCUGCUCCCAGAGGAAGCCACAGUCAGCCGAGGCCACCGACCUACCCCUGGAGCCAUGGUGCAUGGGUACAAAGGAGUCAAGUUCCAGAACUGGGCUAGGACCUACGGCUGUUGCCCAGAAAUGUACUAUCAGCCCACGUCCGUGGAGGAGGUCAGAGAGGUGCUGGCCCUGGCCAGGCAGCAGAACAGGCGGGUGAAGGUGGUGGGCGGUGGCCACUCGCCCUCGGACAUCGCCUGCACCGAUGGCUUCAUGAUCCACAUGGGCAAGAUGAACCGGCUGCUCCAGGUGGACACAGAGAAGAAGCAGGUGACUGUGGAGGCCGGCAUUCUCCUGGCUGACCUGCACCCACAGCUGGGCAAGCACGGCCUGGCCUUGUCCAACCUGGGAGCUGUGUCAGAUGUGACUGCAGGGGGCGUCAUCGGGUCUGGAACGCACAACACUGGGAUCAAACACGGCAUCCUGGCCACCCAGGUGGUGGCGCUGACCCUGCUGACGGCCGACGGGACCAUUCUUGAGUGCUCCGAGUCCAGCAACGCAGACGUGUUCCAGGCGGCGCGAGUGCACCUGGGCUGCCUGGGGGUGAUCCUCACCAUCACCCUGCAGUGUGUGCCCCAGUUCCACUUGCACGAGAUCUCCUUCCCCUCAACCCUGGAAGAGGUCCUGAACAACCUGGACAGCCACCUCAAGAAAUCCGAGUAUUUCCGCUUCCUCUGGUUCCCACACAGUGAGAACGUCAGCGUCAUCUACCAGGACCACACCAACAAGCCCCCCUCCUCUUCUGCCAACUGGUUUUGGGACUAUGCCAUCGGAUUCUAUUUACUGGAGUUCCUGCUCUGGAUCAGCUCCUUCCUGCCGGGCCUCGUGGGCUGGAUCAACCGCUUCUUCUUCUGGCUGCUGUUCACCAGGAAGAAGGAGAGCAGCAACCUCAGCCACAAGAUCUUCACCUACGAGUGCCGCUUCAAGCAGCACGUCCAGGACUGGGCCAUCCCCAGAGAGAAGACCAAGGAGGCCCUGCUGGAACUGAAGGCCAUGCUGGAGGCGCACCCCAAGAUGGUGGCGCACUACCCCGUGGAGGUCCGCUUCACCCGCGGGGAUGACAUCCUGCUGAGCCCCUGCUUUCAGAGGGACAGCUGCUACAUGAAUAUCAUCAUGUACAGGCCCUAUGGCAAGGAUGUGCCCCGGCUGGACUACUGGCUGACCUACGAGACCAUCAUGAAGAAGGUCGGGGGCAGGCCCCACUGGGCAAAGGUAAUGCUUUGGGAACAAGAGGCUCAUUUCCUGGGUUCCCUCCAGAGGUAAUGGGGUGUUGGACCUGCCUAGAAAAUGUUCUUCAUAUUCCUUUUGCAAAUGUAGUUUCAGUUGGCCUCUGACCUAUCACCCUUCGUGACCAUUCUUUUGUGAGUAUUCACUGCAUAUCUACUCGGGUGUCAAGUGCUUUGGGGAAUUGAUGGAACAUUUAGACAGAUUCCUGGCCUCAAUAAAUUUGUAUUUUAAUUUCAUACCUCAUAAGAGGAUAAUAUCCAUGGUAUAUAAAGAACUCUUAAAAUUCAACAACAACAAAAAUGUUUAAAUGGGCAAAGCACUUGAGUAAACAAGUCUCCAAAGAAGAUACCCAAAUGGUCAAUAAGUCCAAGAAAAGAUGCCCCCAUCACGAAUCAUUUACAAAGUGCAAAUAAAACCACAAUGAGAUAGCACUUCAUGCCCAUUAGGAUCAUUAUUAUUUUAAAAAUUAAAUUAAAAAAACAAGUGUUUGAAGGAUGUGGAGAGAGAGGAACUGUUACGUAUCACUGGUGGGAACAUAACCUGGCACAGCCACUCUGGAAAACAGUAUGGCGGGUCCUCAGAAAAUUAAACCUAGAAUUACCACAUGACCCAGCAAUUCCACUUCUGGGUGUGUGCUCAGAAAAACUGAAAGUAGGAACUCAAGCAGAGAUUUGUACAGCAUGUUCAGAGCAGCAUUAUUCACAAUCGUCAAAAGGUGGAAGCAAGCCAACUGUGUGCAGAUGAAUGGGUAAGCGAAAUGUGUAAUGCACUCACGGCGGAGUAUUAGUCAGCCUUGAAAAGGCUACAGUAUGGAUGCAACUUGUGGCCGUCAUGCACACAAAUACUCUAUGGCCCCACCCAGAUGGGG